UUCAGUUUUCCCGCGAACGUCAAUAAAUUCGAAGGUUUUGCGGGUAUUUUUGUAAAUUAGGUUUCUUUGAAAUGGCUCAAGGACACUAUAAUGCGGCGUAUGACGAUUACGAGAGUAAUGCGGAACCGAAUCGGAGUAAACCUACAAUAGAGGCAGAUCUUGAAAAACCUCCUCCCCCGAAGAGAGACAAAUGGGGUAAUGACAUUGAAUUCUUAAUGUCCUGCAUUGCUCUCUCCGUUGGACUGGGUAAUGUGUGGCGAUUUCCAUUCAUAGCCCUGGAGAAUGGUGGAGGAGCCUUUCUGAUACCCUACGUUAUAACACUGCUGCUGGUUGGCAAACCGAUUUACUAUUUGGAAAUGAUUUUGGGACAAUUUUCCAGUCGAGGCAGUGUUAAGGUCUUUGAAUAUGCACCGAUUAUGAGAGGCAUUGGUUAUGGCCAAGUCCUUACCACAUUUUUCAUUUCAACCUAUUAUUCCUCGUUGAUGGCCAUAACCCUGCGCUAUGUUGUGGAUUCACUUUAUGCCACCUUGCCAUGGAGUUAUUGUCGAGAGGAGUGGGGCCAGCUGUGCAUUGAUUCAAAAUUACAAAAAUCAUCCACAAAUCAAAAUUUGUCAGAAGUCAAGAAAACCUCGGCGGAAUAUUAUUUUGUAAAUAUAGUUCUCCAUGAAAAACCGAAUAUUGAUGAUGGUAUUGGUGUGCCCAACUGGGUAUUGGCCAUAACUUUGGCCUUUGCUUGGCUGGUAAUUUCUUCGGUUAUCAUUAAGGGCGUCAAGAGUUCUGGCAAAGUUUCCUAUUUUCUGGCCAUGUUUCCCUAUGUCAUCAUGUUGGUGCUGCUGAUACGUUCCUUAACACUGCCGGGGGCAUUUAAUGGGGUUUUGUUUUUCCUAACGCCACAAUGGGAUAGACUCUUGGAUGCCCAGGUUUGGUAUGCAGCGGUAACGCAGGUAUUUUUCUCCUUGACGGUGGGCUAUGGUGUUAUACCGAUGUAUGCCUCGUUUAAUCGUUUUCGUCAUAAUAUUAAGCGUGACUGCAACAUUGUAACCACCUUGGACACAUUUACCUCCCUUUUGUCGGGCGUUGUUAUUUUUGGCAUUUUAGGUCACUUGGCCCAUGAAUCGAACACAGAUGACAUUAAGAGUGUGGUGAAAUCGGGUCCCGGCUUGGCUUUUAUAUCCUAUCCAGAUGCAAUUGCAAAGCUGCAGGCGGCUCCUCAGGUCUUCUCGGUCCUGUUCUUUUUCAUGCUGUUUACAUUGGGAGUGGGUACCAUAACUGGUGUAUUUUCCACUUCCAUUACCGUAAUAUGUGAUCGCUUUGUGUCCGCAAAACGUUGGAUUGUCGUCAUUGUCAUGGCCACCAUUUGUUACUGCUUCGGUUUGAUGUACAUCACGCCGGGUGGCCAGUUUAUGUUGAACUAUAUCGAUUUCUAUGGCGUUACCUUUAUAGCAAUUGUCUUGGCUAUAGUGGAGUUGAUUUCAGCUGCUUGGAUUUAUGGCGUUAAAAGCAUUUGCAGAGACAUCAAAUUCAUGUUGGAUAUCAAAACCUCGAUCUACUAUCGCUUGUGUUGGGGCGUUAUUACACCGAUAUUUAUGACAGCGAUUUUGAUUUACAUGCUGGUCGAUUACAAGCCACUGACAUACAAUGAUGUGGCAUAUCCUGAGUAUUUAUACGUUCUUGGUUGGUGUAUUUCUGCCAUAGGCAUUGGUCAACUCAUCAUUUGGGCCAUGUAUGCGAUAUAUGAGGCACCUGAGUUAAGUUAUUGUGAAAGAUUCAGGAAUGGUUUUAAACCUCUAUCAGAUUGGGGUCCACUAGAUCCGGAAACAUUAAAAGACUACAAACGUUAUGUGGAAGAUCAGAGGAGAAGUUCGACGGCGCCGAAAACUUCGUUUUGGUCAAAAAUCUGUGAUAAUGUUUUUGGUUAAGGAAAUAAAUAGA
Molecule: messenger RNA, 1932 nt
Organism: Musca domestica (house fly)
Lineage: Eukaryota; Metazoa; Arthropoda; Insecta; Diptera; Muscidae
Product: sodium-dependent nutrient amino acid transporter 1-like
Exons: 8
Coding region: 72-1919 (615 amino acids)
Biological process (GO): sodium ion transmembrane transport
Cellular component (GO): membrane
Molecular function (GO): L-amino acid transmembrane transporter activity
Source: RefSeq, a predicted model, not a curated record